AUGGAGGAAUAUGCCCGAGAACCUUGUCCCUGGAGAAUAGUAGAUGAUUGUGGGGGUGCCUUUACUAUGGGGGCCAUUGGUGGAGGGGUCUUUCAGUCUGUCAAAGGCUUUCGAAAUGCUCCUGUGGGUGUACGGCAUAGACUGAAGGGUAGUGCCAAUGCUGUGAGAAUAAGAGCGCCACAGAUUGGUGGUAGUUUUGCAGUAUGGGGUGGGCUGUUCUCCACCAUAGACUGUGGUUUGGUUCGUCUAAGAGGGAAAGAGGACCCAUGGAACUCCAUCACCAGCGGAGCCAUGACAGGGGCAAUACUGGCGGCUCGCAGUGGACCCCUGGCAAUGGUUGGCUCUGCCAUGAUGGGGGGCAUUCUUUUGGCACUCAUCGAGGGAUUUGGGAUCCUUCUCACCAGAUACACAGCGCAACAGUUCCAGAACCCAAGUCCAUUUGUGGAGGACCCGAACCAGUUACCUCCAAAGGACGGAGACCAAGGACAGGGGAGUCGUGGAUAUGGACAAUAUCAGUAGAGACACCAUGCUGCUGUUUGGAUUAUAAUACAACCAGUGAAAGCAAAGAGAAGGAGCAGUUAGAUACUAGCAUCUUCCUGCACAGGUCUUGGAGUGAAAGUGGAGGUUUGGAGAGACUGACUUAGAUAUUCCUGAAUUAGAUGAAAUACGGUAUUGAACCUCAGGGGCAGAUUGUGAGUGAUUUGUAUUAUUUAUGUGUGAUAUUGUAGUGUAUAUGUCACUGUUUCUUCUUACUGAACAAUGAGGUUAUAGCAGCAUUUGUACCCUAAGACUUUCUCUUUACAAAAACAUGACACAGUGUCAUUCAGUCAAAUUAUUUUUGUAAUUUACAUAACGAGUUAUGUUGUCAUGUGUCGACAUUGAAUAAGCACCCACUCAGAGGAUAGCUCAAGCAUUCAAACUUGAGGGUGUGUGGGUGUGAAUGUGUAUUUUUGAGUGUCCUGUUGUGCAAACUGAUGAGGCAAAGCUAAAGCAUGCACACCGUUUCUUGAACUGUUUCUGUAAUGCUGGAAAAUGAAUAAUUAAUGGAGUUAUAUAGUUUACUAUUCAUAACCAUCACUACUCAUUUUGUAUGACCUACGACUUACCCCGUUCUCUGUCAUAGCUAUGAGAUCACAUCACCAGCAGAUGUUUACACAGUACUGUCAGUUUGGUCACUGAUUCAUUUCUGUAUUCCAUCAACAAAGCCUUUUCCUAUUUUUGCUGAGUUUAGAAUUCAGAUUAUUGUUCAUCGACACUUCUCCCGCUAUCUGUCGUUGUUCCAAGUUUGUUUUUUUCCCAUUAAAAUGCCACUUUAGUUACUGUGAAGGACAAAACAACAUCAGCUUUACUGACAAUCUGAGAUUG
Chanos chanos (milkfish) is the source of this 1365-nucleotide messenger RNA. RefSeq names its product translocase of inner mitochondrial membrane 17 homolog B (yeast) (gene timm17b). The transcript is spliced from 6 exons. Gene Ontology annotation, molecular function: transmembrane protein transporter activity. Lineage: Eukaryota; Metazoa; Chordata; Actinopteri; Gonorynchiformes; Chanidae. Bases 1 to 519 code for a protein of 172 amino acids. Gene Ontology annotation, cellular component: TIM23 mitochondrial import inner membrane translocase complex. The record is from RefSeq and is a predicted model, not a curated record. Gene Ontology annotation, biological process: protein import into mitochondrial matrix.